AUGACGACAACAGUGAAGGUCAGCACUGCUUCAAUGAAAGCGCAGGGGGCUCACCCGAAGCGCGUAGGGGUCACUCGCAAGAAAUGGGGUCUAGAUGAGGAGCUUCUUCUCCUGCGUUUGUUCAAGGUCUAUAAUCGCUCGUGGAGCCAAUACGUGGCCUACUACCCUGGGAGGAAUGCCACAUCAAUCAGGAACAAAUACUACACGCUUACGCGCCGUGGGGAUGCCUAUAAUCGUGCUAUAUAUGGAAAUGUGGCUUUGGACAGUGAGAUUAUUGAUUUUCCCCCGGGGCCGCGGAGCGGCAAAUCCUCUGCUCGCUCUGCACCACACCAGCGUGUACCUAGUUCUAACAUCUUAGACUUAUCUAUUAUUAGCUAUAAGAACGUCUCACCCCGUGAAGAUAUGCUCAACAACACACCCCACUGUCUCACCCCAGACGCAACUGAUGCGUUCUUAGGAAGCGACUACAAUACUAACGGUGGUACACCUGGGACUUUGCCCGGGACGGAUUGCCACGAUGCCCUGUCUUUGGAGCGAUUUUCCUCUUCCUCUGACGAUGGCGUUACAACUCCGUCUCUGCUCACCGAGCCUGACUUCUUGGCAGACAAUUACUCUAAUGAUGGCAAUGUUCAGUCAUAUAACGGUACAAAUCCUCCGGCACGGCAUACGCGCUCCGCCGUCCGGUCUGACAAACUGAUGCUGCCCGACUACCCUCCUCCCGGGCUGCUCCAGGCGGGUCACCAGGGCCCUCUAAACCUUAUGUUUGCACUUCCUUUUCAAACUGUUCCGUACGGGAGCCAUUACCCUCUAAUUACACAUACGUUUCCCGUUCUUUCGCCCAUAUACCAUCCCACCUCACUACCUGGCUUUCAGUGCCCACAUCCCUUUAAGGUAUCGCCCCCAUUUGGCUUUCCAUUCAAUGCAUGA
Messenger RNA from Giardia duodenalis, 927 nucleotides. Its product is annotated as Myb-like DNA-binding domain-containing protein. The record is from RefSeq and is a predicted model, not a curated record. Lineage: Eukaryota; Fornicata; Diplomonadida; Hexamitidae. The transcript has a single exon. The coding region runs from base 1 to 927 and encodes 308 amino acids.